Oryctolagus cuniculus (rabbit) is the source of this 2426-nucleotide messenger RNA. RefSeq names its product protein kinase domain containing, cytoplasmic (gene PKDCC). The record is from RefSeq and is a predicted model, not a curated record. Lineage: Eukaryota; Metazoa; Chordata; Mammalia; Lagomorpha; Leporidae. Gene Ontology annotation, molecular function: ATP binding; non-membrane spanning protein tyrosine kinase activity. Gene Ontology annotation, cellular component: extracellular region. Gene Ontology annotation, biological process: peptidyl-tyrosine phosphorylation; skeletal system development.
CCGGGGUCGGGGCCGCCGGGGCCAUGCGCGCGGGCUGGGCAGGGGGCCGGCGGGGCGCGCAGCAGAGCCGCCUCCGAGCCUGAGGCGCCCGGGGCCGGGGCCGGGGAGCCGCGCGGGCGGCCGGCCGGGGGGAGGGGAGCGAUGCGGCGCCGGCGGGCGGCCGUGGCCGCGGGUUUCUGCGCCUCCUUCCUGCUGGGCUCGGUCCUCAACGUGCUCUUCGCACCGGGCUCGGAGCCUCCGCGGCCAGGCCAAUCCCAUGGGCCCUCGCCAGCCCCGGGCCCGGGACGUCGCGGGGGCCGUGGGGAGCUGGCCCGGCAGAUCCGGGCGCGCUACGAGGAGGUGCAGCGCUAUUCCCGCGGGGGACCCGGGCCCGGGGCAGGCCGGCCGGAGCGCCGGCGCCUGAUGGACCUGGCUCCGGGCGGGCCGGGCCUGCAGCGCCCCCGGCCCCCGCGGGCCCGGCCCCUGCCCGACGGCGCUCCGGGCUGGCCCCCGGCUCCCGGCCCGGGCUCCCCUGGCCCGGGCCCGCGCUUGGGCUGCGCCGCGCUCCGCAACGUGUCUGGCGCGCAGUACGUGGGCUCCGGAUACACCAAGGCCGUGUACCGGGUCCGCCUGCCCGGCGGCGCCGCGGUGGCGCUCAAGGCUGUGGACUUCAGCGGCCACGACCUGGGCAGCUGCGUGCGCGAGUUCGGGGCGCGGAGGGGCUGCUAUCGGCUGGCGGCCCACAAGCUGCUCAAGGAGAUGGUGCUGCUGGAGCGGCUGCGGCACCCCAACGUGCUGCAGCUCUAUGGCUACUGCUACCAGGACAGCGAGGACAUCCCAGACACCCUGACCACCAUCACGGAGCUGGGCGCCCCUGUGGAAAUGAUCCAGCUGCUGCAGACUUCCUGGGAGGACCGGUUCCGAAUCUGCCUGAGCCUGGGCCGUCUCCUCCACCACCUGGCCCACUCCCCGCUGGGCUCGGUCACUCUGCUGGAUUUCCGCCCUCGGCAGUUUGUGCUGGUGGAUGGGGAGCUGAAGGUGACAGACCUGGAUGAUGCACGCGUGGAGGAGACGCCAUGUGCAAGCAGCACCGACUGCAUACUUGAGUUUCCAGCCAGGAAUUUCACUUUGCCUUGCUCAGCCCAGGGCUGGUGCGAGGGCAUGAAUGAGAAGCGCAACCUCUACAACGCCUACAGGUUCUUCUUCACGUACCUCCUGCCCCACAGUGCCCCAUCCUCACUACGGCCCCUGCUGGACAGCAUUGUCAAUGCCACAGGAGAGCUCACCUGGGGGGUGGACGAGACCCUGAGCCAGCUGGAGAAGGUGUUGCACCUGUUCAAGAGUGGGCAGUACCUGCAGAACUCCUCAGCAAGCAGCAGUGCCGAAUACCAGCGCCUCCCAGACAGCACCAUCCCAAGGGAGGACUAUCGCUGCUGGCCAUCCUACCACCAUGGAAGCUGCCUCCUUUCCGUGUUCAACCUGGCUGAGGCCGUGGAUGUCUGUGAGAGCCACGCCCAGUGCCGGGCCUUUGUGCUCACCAACCAGACCACCUGGACAGGUCGAAAGCUGGUCUUUUUCAAGACUGGAUGGAGCCAAGUCGUCCCAGAUCCCAACAAGAUCACGUAUGUGAGAACCUCUGGCUGACCAGGCUGAGGGCUCAGCUGACCAGCUGGGCUUGCCUGUGGCAGGAGUGACUUGCACUAGCAGUGCCGCAUGUCACCUGGGACCCCCUGCGGACACGGCUGCCAUCCCAGACAGACAGAUGUGACCAGGACAAACGUGCAAUAAUGCAAAAAUGUUAAAAUGUGAGUUUACCAGCCUAGGUGUGGGACCGCUGGCUCCCGGGCCAGGACUCAUGGUGGGGAGCUUAGGGCCUCUCCAAACUCUCUGGGCUGUGAGCACGGCUCAGGCUAGCCUCCCUGCUGAGGGCUAUGUCCCUCACUGGGGCAGGGCCGGGGGCAGCCCCGUUACCAUGUUCGUGGUGUGAGAAUGUAGCCGAAGCCCUGCUGCUGCUGCUGCCGCCGCCGCUGCUGUGCGUGCCAUGGUGCACGGGGGCUGCAUGGGGACAAUCGGUCACGGAGCACACACUCGGGGUGCUCCUGGGUGUGGGCAAUCCUGGACCUAGGGGCGCUGUCUCUGGCCUCCUGACAGGGGUGCUGCCCGGCCGGCCCAGGGGGCGGGGGCGGGGCAGAGGCACACGCGUCCAUUUGAGCCGAGACUAGGGUGGAGGAGCAGGUUGCGGUUUGAGCCAGGACCUGGGGCGGGGGUGGGGCCUUUCUGCCUCAUUUGCUUUCAGUGAAAGCCGCAAAGCAGCCAAAACCAGGCUCCCCCCCUCUCCUGGAGUUUGUAUAUGCAGAAGCUUUUGUACUUCUUGUUCAUUAAAUUGUUUAUUUUUGUAAAAAAAAAAAUUGAUCAGUUAAUAAAAUGAUGUCUCAUGGCAGAAACUC